ACCCCGGGCCGCAGGAACCCUUUCCCCCGUCCUUCACAGGAAGCUAAGAUGGCGGCCGCGGUGAGAACCAUCGGCUCCUCUUUGGGCAAAAACCUCCGAGAGAUCCGCGUCCACCUCUGCCAGACCUCCGGGGCCAGCAAGGGGGCCAGGGACUUCGUGGAGCAGCACUACGUGAGUCUGAAGAAGUCCAACCCAGACUUCCCGAUCCUGAUCAGAGAAUGUUCUGGAGUCCAGGCCCGGAUCUGGGCCCGAUAUGGUUUCGGGAAGGAGAACAGUGUCUUGGUGGACAACAUGUCAGCUGAUCAGGUGGCCAAAGCUCUUCAGACUCUGGUUCAGUCCAAACCCUGACCCCCCCCGUUUCUACUGGAAGUGGUUCGGCCCGGAAAACUCGCCUGCUUCACUCAGUUCAUGUGUAAAUGUGUUGAUAUGAAUAAACUUCAGUGUUAUUAAUGUCUGAA
Messenger RNA from Micropterus salmoides (largemouth bass), 458 nucleotides. It is a transcript of the gene ndufa2, whose product is annotated as NADH:ubiquinone oxidoreductase subunit A2. Bases 49 to 348 code for a protein of 99 amino acids. The record is from RefSeq and is a predicted model, not a curated record. NCBI's taxonomy places the organism in Eukaryota, Metazoa, Chordata, Actinopteri, Centrarchiformes, Centrarchidae. The transcript has 3 exons.